AUGGCGUCGUCCGCUGCUGCUACCGCGAAGCCGAUCGCGCUCCCGCCGGCGCCAAACCGCGGCGGCGGCUGCUGCUGGAGGGCAUGCCCUAGGCCCACGGUCCCCGCCGCGGCGGCGCGCCUCAGGGUCUCCGCCUCCGCCGCCUCGUCGGACGUGCCGGACUUCCUCUCGUCCAAUUGGAUGCUAUCAUUGGCAAUGAAAGUAUGUACUGGAAACUAG
Miscanthus lutarioriparius is the source of this 219-nucleotide messenger RNA. The record is from the annotation of a GenBank genome assembly. Lineage: Eukaryota; Viridiplantae; Streptophyta; Magnoliopsida; Poales; Poaceae.